CCCAUUACGCAUGCAGCCUGCGCGUCUGAGCUGUAAAGGCGUGCAUCCCCAAGGCAGCGAUUUAAAAAAAAAGUAUGCGGCGCGUCUGGUAAGCAGGGAGGGGACUGUGGGAAAGUGAUAUGGGACGGGCUUGGGUGGCGGGGAGCUUCGUCAUCUUCGAUGCCAAGCAAGCCCAACUGACAGCACGGAGCAUCUCUGGGAGCUCUCUCCAACUCACGUCGACCGACCCCCAUGAGCACGAGCAUCCCCUCAUCACUCAGCCAACCCUCGCCUUGAACAUAUUCGCCUGGCGCUGGCAUAAUCUUCUCCCUUGAGGUCUUCAAUUCCUUCAUUGUCCAUAUUCUGAUCAAACCAUCCCCCAGCCCUCCAUCGCCGAAGGCAGCAGUAGUAGUGGAGCUCCCCCAUCGUCGCAUAUCAGUACCCUUUCCGAGUCCAAAGUAGCAGACAUGGCGCUGUACGGAUCUUCGCGCAAUGUCGACAUGGGCAAACAGGAGUCCGAUCUGGCCAUCAAUAUUCGCAAGGCAACUAGCAUUGACGAAACGGCACCAAAACGAAAACAUGUGCGCAGCUGCAUCGUGUAUACAUGGGACCACAAAAGCUCUGCCUCGUUCUGGUCGGGCAUGAAAGUGCAACCGAUUCUCGCCGAUGAGAUCCAGACAUUCAAGGCCCUGAUCACCGUCCAUAAGGUGCUCCAGGAAGGUCACCCAAUUGUCCUCAAGGAGGCACAAUCAAACAUCAAUUGGCUCGAAAGCUUGACAAGAGGUGUUGCGGGUGGCGAGGGGCUACGUGGUUACGGCCCUCUCAUUUCCGAGUACAUCUACUAUCUCCUCGCCAAGCUUGCGUUCCACCGACAGCACCCCGAGUUCAAUGGAACGUUUGAAUAUGAGGAGUACAUCAGUUUGAAGUCGAUCAACGAUCCAAAUGAAGGUUAUGAAACCAUCUCCGACUUGAUGACACUCCAAGAUCAAAUCGACGCUUUCCAGAAACUCAUUUUUUCGCAUUUCCGAAGCGGCGCAAACAACGAGUGCAGGAUAUCUGCGUUGGUUCCCUUGGUUCAGGAAAGCUAUGGCAUUUAUAAGUUCAUCACGAGCAUGCUUCGUGCCAUGCAUACCACACUCGGCGAUGAUGAGGCAUUGUCACCGCUCCGUGGCCGAUAUGAUGCUCAACAUUACCGCCUGGUCAAAUUUUACUACGAGUGUUCUAACUUGCGCUAUUUGACUAGUCUUAUCACUGUGCCCAAAUUGCCCCAGGACCCUCCAAACCUCCUAUCCGAAGACGAUGAAUCGCGACCAGCUUUGCCCGCAAGGCCCAGGAACGAAGAACCUGCGGCUCCUCCGCCAGCCCCCAAGCCAGAUGUUGACCCCGAGCCAAUCAAUGAAUUCUGGAAGAACGACCAGGAAAGGCGUCAAGCAGAAUACGAAGACGAGCAACGAAGGCUCGCGGAGCAAUGGGAGGCUGCCCGGCGCCAGCAGGAACAGGAGCAGCUUCAAGCCCAAAGGCAGUUCGCGGAGCAACAGCGACUUCAGGAGGAACAGGCUCGCUUGGCCCAGGAACAACUGUUACGUGAUCAAUACCAGCAACAAACCCAGGGUCGCUUGGCGGAACUCGAGCAAGAGAAUCUGGCUGCGCGCGGCCAGUAUGAGCGCGAUCAGCUUAUGCUCCAACAGUACGACCAGAGGAUGAAGGCCCUAGAAGCCGAGAUGGCGCAGAUGAACUCGAACUUCCAACAGCAAAUGUCAUCGCGCGAUGAUCAAGUCCGGGCGCUCCAAGAGCAAUUGAAUACAUGGAGGUCAAAGUAUGAAUCUCUUGCCAAGCUCUACUCGCAGCUUCGCCACGAACAUUUGCAGUUGCUGCAGAAGUUCAAGGGCCUGCAACUCAAGGCCAAUUCCGCCCAAGAAGCCAUUGACGCGCGCGAACGAUUAGCUAGAGAGCUCAAGACUAAGCAGUUGGAGCUUGCUGAUAUGAUCCGUGAGCGUGACCGAGCCCGAAUGGAGAUGGACCGACACUCCGGUGGCCACAAAGAUGAACUUGAGAAGCUCAGGCGAGAGCUACGAGAUGCACUUGACCGGGCCGAUGCCUCGGAACGUGGCAAGGGCUCGGAGUUGUCUGCUAUGCUUUCCAGGCAUAACAGAGAAAUCGCCGACCUAGAGGAGGCUCUCAGGAAUAAGACGCGUGCUCUCAACGAUGUUCAGGACAAGUUCCGCGAAGGCGACUCCGAUCUUGAGCGCCAGCUCCGCGACAAGGAGGAAGAGUUGGAGAUCUUCAGAGCUGGAAUGGACCAGACUUUGAUCGAACUCAACGACCUCAAGCUCAAGGAGCGCGCAAACGAUACGGUGAUGGAUGGCCAGCUUGAUUCCUUCAUCCAAGACAAUCUCAACAAGAUCAACGAUAUCAUUGAUUCUGUACUUCAAAGUGGAGUACAGCGUGUUGACGAUGCGCUCUAUGAGCUCGAUUCAUCCAUGCAGGCUGGUAACCAGAACGCUUCUGGAGCUUAUGUCCUUUCACAGAUCGAGAAGGCAUCAACGUGCACGAUGGAGUUUGCUACGGCCUUCAACGCCUUUGUUGCGGACGGCCCCAGCGCCCAACACUCAGAUAUCAUCAAGACUGUGAAUGCCUUCUCUGGUGCCAUCGCUGAUGUUCUGAGUAACGCAAAGGGCUUGACCAGGUUUGCAUCAAACGAGAACAAGGCAGAUCAGCUUAUCAAUGCUGCAAGAGCCUCUGCAACCGCAACCGUGGGCUUCUUCCGUAACGUUCAAUCUGUCCGUUUGUAUGAUCUCGAUCAGGAUGGCAAGAUCAACGUCGUGGUCAACAACAACGCGGAAGUGCUUCGUAACCUCCAAAAUCUCUCUAAAUUGGCAGAUGCUUUCGCGCCCAAGAGCAAGCUUGCCAAUGCUCAAGGAGAUCUCGGCGAUCUUGUCGAUAGCGAAUUGACGAAGGCCGCCAAUGCCAUCGACGCUGCAACGGAACGUCUCAACAAGCUCAUGAAGAAGCCGCGUGAUUCGUACUCGACCUACGAGCUCAAGAUCCACGAUUCUAUCUUGAAUGCUGCGAUUGCUGUCACCAACGCCAUUGCACAACUUAUCAAAGCUGCCACUGCUUCACAACAAGAAAUUGUGCGUGAAGGUCGUGGUAACAACAUGUCGAAGACACAGUUCUACAAGAAGCACAAUCGCUGGACGGAAGGCCUCAUCAGUGCUGCUAAAGCCGUCGCUACCUCGACCAACACCCUCAUUGAGACUGCAGAUGCCGUCAUCUCGGGACGUGCAUCUCCCGAGCGACUUAUCGUUGCUUCUAACGAUGUUGCCGCCUCGACCGCUCAGCUUGUAGCUGCAAGUAGGGUAAAGGCCAGCUUCAUGAGCAAGACCCAAGAGCGACUUGAAAAUGCUUCCAAGGCUGUUACUAGCGCUUGCCGAGGAUUGGUCAGGCAAGUGCAGGAGAUCAUUGCCCAGAAGAACGCUGGCGAGGAAACCGUAGAUUACACCAAGUUGUCAGACCACGAGUUCAAGGUCCAGCAGAUGGAGCAACAGGUCGAAAUCCUCCAGCUCGAAAACGCUCUCUCCGCUGCACGCACAAGAUUGGGAGAGAUGCGCAAGCUCUCUUACCUCGAAGAGUAAUUCGACAACCCAUCUUCCAAUACCGCUUAUCAUGCUCGGCAUCUUUGAAAGUUCAUUAGCGGCGGCUGCAGCCGUAAAAUAUCUCAUAUUUUGGAGGACUUCUGUUGGUUCGCAGUUUUGAAGCGAAGUGUCGAAGAAGAGAUUCUUUUCACAUGCAUCUAUACCCCCAUUCGCCUUGGCUUCGGGGUGCUGCAGAUCAGAUACUAUUAGUCAUUUCAUCUAUAAUUCGUGUACUCCAAAUGUAGCAAGCCGUUUGUUCUCUCGUUCACGCCCCUGCGC
Molecule: messenger RNA, 3893 nt
Organism: Aaosphaeria arxii CBS 175.79
Lineage: Eukaryota; Fungi; Ascomycota; Dothideomycetes; Pleosporales
Product: ANTH-domain-containing protein
Exons: 10
Coding region: 447-3614 (1055 amino acids)
Biological process (GO): actin filament organization; clathrin coat assembly; endocytosis
Cellular component (GO): clathrin-coated vesicle; actin cortical patch
Molecular function (GO): phosphatidylinositol-3,4-bisphosphate binding; clathrin-cargo adaptor activity; actin filament binding
Source: RefSeq, a predicted model, not a curated record